This is a messenger RNA of Galendromus occidentalis (western predatory mite), 2103 nucleotides long. RefSeq lists its product as uncharacterized. The record is from RefSeq and is a predicted model, not a curated record. Gene Ontology annotation, biological process: DNA integration. The transcript has 4 exons. NCBI's taxonomy places the organism in Eukaryota, Metazoa, Arthropoda, Arachnida, Mesostigmata, Phytoseiidae. The coding region runs from base 1 to 2103 and encodes 700 amino acids. Gene Ontology annotation, molecular function: nucleic acid binding.
AUGGCGAAGAGCACGAAUCCGGGUACGCUACCCUUGCCGACCCCGUUACCGCUUUUCCCACCCAACAGGAGAAAGAAGUGGCUGGAAUUCAGAGAGGACUUUUACGAUUACGCGCUCUCGAACGGCAUCUUCGGACAGACUCCUGAGGUGCAGAUAUCACACUUCAGAACAGCUCUAGGACCCCAGUGCAAGAGUAAAUUGCGAGCGCUUAAAGUCACGGUAGCGAACAACUCGGUCGACGUCAUCAAAUUGGCGGCGGAGUCAAAUAUCCCCAGUCCUCUUCUGGAAUCGACUGUCAAGGCAUGGGAGAAGGAAUACUGUGGCAAACAGAACGUUUUGGUCGUACGCGAAAAAUUCUACGCGUGCAAUCAAGGAAGUAUUGACUUCGAACGUUUCCUCGAGAAGGUGUGCGAACUGGCGGAAGAUUGUGAAUUCCCAACGGAGGUCAAAGAUGAGAUGAUUCGCGAUCGAUUGGUGCUCGGAUUGGAUAGUGAUCGCUUGAAGGAUCGAGUGAUUCAGAAUGAUAAGAAUGACCUUCGGUCGGUCAUCGAGGUCUUAAGGAGAUCCUCGCGAUCGUUGCCAAUGAUUUCGACUACGGCGGAGAUCAGUGGCGCGGUGAAAGAGGAGGCAGUGCACAAAUAUCUGCGCAUGCCGCAAGGCCUGAACAUUUCGCCGGAAAUCUACCAGGCGAAGCAGAUGCAGGCCCUCGAGAAUCUCAGAGGCAUCGAGAUUAUCGCAGAUGAUAUUCUCAUCCAUGGAGAGACGUUCGAGGAUCACCUGAUGAAUCUCAGGGGAUUUUUCCAGCGAUGUCGAGAAAGAAAUCUACGAUUGAACAGAAGCAAACUUCGACUAUGUGUACCACAGGCGAAAUACAUGGGACAUAUACUAUCGCGGAAUGGAGUACAACCCGAUCCGGAGAAGAUCAAGGUGAUCCAGGAAUCGAAGGCUCCGACGGACAAAAAAGGGUUGCUGAGGCUGUUGGGAGCAACGAACUAUCUGAGUAGAUUCAUUCCGAAAUACUCGGAACUCACAACACCACUCAGGUCGUUGCUGAAGGACAGUGCGGAAUUCGCAUGGCAGAAGGAUCAGGACAAAGCGUUUGCCGAUCUCAAAUACGCACUAACCCAUGCGCCGGGUGGAAAGCCGGUGGAGCUGUGUAGUUCGGCGCUCAGACCGGCUGAGGUCAAUUAUGCGGUUAUAGAGAAGGAGUUAUUAGCCAUUGUGGUUGCAUGCAAAAAGUUUGACCACUUCAUCUUCGGACAUUCACAAGUUGUCGUCGAGACAGAUCACCAACCGCUCAUCGGAUGUUUCAAUCGACCACUUCAUAGCAACCCGAAGAGAUUGCAACGCAUGCUCUUGGCGAUACAGAAGUACAGCUUGGAGGUCAGACAUGUGAAGGGCAAGGCGAACUGCUUAGCAGAUUGGCUAAGCAGGGACACUCUGAGAGGACAUCACACAGUGGUUCACGAGGACAAUUUGAUAUAUAGAAUCGAGUUGGAGGAACUGAACACAACCGCUCUGUCCGCGCCACGCCAACCCAAAGAGAAACUAUCACUCACUCCGGAUGCAACGUAUCCGUUCCAAAUAAUCUAUCAAGAUCUCUUCACGCACAGUGGUAAACAGUACUUGGUGACAGUUGACGUAUAUUCGGAUUACUUCGAAAUUGACGACCUCGGCGCCGAUACUACGGCAGAGAGGCUCGUGAGAGCGACUCAGAAGCAUUUUUCGAGAUACGGGGCUCCCAUGGAACUGCAUAGUGAUAAUGGUCCGCAGUUCACGUCGGCAACGUUUCAAGAUUUUCUCGCUUCAUGGGGAACCGUUCACGUCACUAGUUCACCAUACUUCCCACAAAGCAAUGGGAAGGCAGAGGCGGCCGUAAAAGUUGCCAAAGGUCUGCUAAAGAAGUGCAAAAUCAACGGAGAAGAAUACGAAUACGCACUUUUAGAAUUGAGAAACACGAUUCAAUCGGACGGACUCAGCAGGGCUCAGAAAUUUUUCUCGAGACCUCUUCGCAGCAAGUUACCUUCGCGAAUGGACAGCAACUUCAUCUUCGACGAAAAUCUAGUGAAAAACAACGAGUCGAAGAGGAAGAAAGUAAAAUAG